Malania oleifera is the source of this 1121-nucleotide messenger RNA. Its product is annotated as WUSCHEL-related homeobox 11-like. Gene Ontology annotation, biological process: adventitious root development. The transcript is spliced from 3 exons. The coding region runs from base 82 to 846 and encodes 254 amino acids. The record is from RefSeq and is a predicted model, not a curated record. Gene Ontology annotation, molecular function: DNA-binding transcription factor activity; DNA binding. NCBI's taxonomy places the organism in Eukaryota, Viridiplantae, Streptophyta, Magnoliopsida, Santalales, Ximeniaceae.
AUCAAUUUUCUCCAUUAUUUUUUAUACCUUGGUUUGUGUUUCAAAACCCACUUCCUGCUCCUUUCAGCUCUUUUUGCUGUCAUGGAAGAUCAAGCAAAAAUCCCCAACAGUACUCCGCCUCACGCCUCCGAGAGAAGCGAGCCCGUGCGCUCCCGGUGGAGUCCCAAGCCUGAGCAAAUCCUCAUCCUCGAGUCUAUCUUCAACAGUGGCAUGGUCAAUCCUUCCCGAGAUGAAACCGUCAGAAUAAGAGAUCUUCUCGAGAAAUUCGGCCCUGUCAGCGAUGCCAAUGUUUUCUACUGGUUCCAAAACCGCCGCUCGAGAUUUCGCCGCCAACAGCGCCAGAUUCAAACCUCCAUCACCGGCGACCAGACCGGUGCUCAUCCCCGACCUGCCGGCGGUGUAAUACAUUACGAGGGUAGCACUAGUUCCAGUAGUGCUAUAGGGUUUCAGAUAACUGCUCCUCACUCUUUUCCUCUGUCGCUACCAUAUUCUUGUCUGGCUGUUGGUUCUUCUUCUUCUUCCGCUAGAGCUGCUGGCCACGAUGGCACCGAUGGCCUCUUUUCUGCCUCCAGCCCAAUGGGUUUCCCGGAAAUUGAUCAAAGUUCAUUUGUUUCGUUGAUUCCGUGCCCUUUGAAGACAUCCAAUUUGCACUGCCAACCCACCGGGUUCAUCACUGUUUUUAUUAAUCGAGUUCCUACAAACGUUCCAAGGGGUCCACUUGACGUGAAGGCUAUGUUUGGUGAAGAUGUGGUGUUGUUCCAUUCCUCAGGGGUGCCAGUCUCAGUUAAUGAGUUCGGAUUUUCAGCUCAGAGCUUGCAGCAUGGUGAAAGCUAUUUUCUGGUUUGAAGACCCACUUAAAUGGGACCAAAGGCCAUACAGACCAGCGAGAACUUCCUUUAUGAUCAAUCUGGACCACAUGCAGAUCUUAUUCUCAAUCUUAUUUUUCUUCCAGUUUCUCGUUCAAUUGGCCUUUUAUGUUUUAUUGGGAGUGAUCAAUCUUAUAUAUGUAAUAUUGCGUGACCUACCUGCAAGCUGCUACAUGAGAAAGAGAGACAGACAAAUGCAUGCAUCAGUUGUUUUCCAAUAUAAAAUAUCAGCAAAACCAGGAGCUACUUUUGAAA